Molecule: messenger RNA, 5401 nt
Organism: Aplosporella prunicola CBS 121167
Lineage: Eukaryota; Fungi; Ascomycota; Dothideomycetes; Botryosphaeriales; Aplosporellaceae
Exons: 7
Coding region: 6-5141 (1711 amino acids)
Biological process (GO): early endosome to Golgi transport; intra-Golgi vesicle-mediated transport
Cellular component (GO): TRAPPII protein complex
Source: RefSeq, a predicted model, not a curated record
CGUUGAUGGGCAGCCGGAAUGACGGCGGGAAUCUCGCAGCUGGCCCGGAUUUUACAGGCCCGCCUUCGCGCCCCCAUUCUCCCAUAAUGGCUACCUCUUCUAGCUCAAAGGUCACGGUCGAGUACCAUGACCCCUCUGGUAUUUUCCCCAUCGUCGAGCCGCAACUAACCUCGCGGCUGCCCCUCCGCAAUCUCCAUUGGAAGUCGCCCUCGCGUCCCUUGAGAUCAAUAGAUUCGCUUCAUAUCGAUCUCGUCGCCAGCCGCGACCCAACCGAGGAGUUUCUGAGACCGCAAGUUUCGAGGCCUCCAUCAUCUGCUGGCGCCCGACAGCGCGCAACUUCUUCCGCUUCCACGCGCCCAACCUCAACCGACAGCUACCGCCCCACCACCAGCAGGCGACGCCACCAAAUCCCGGGUCUCAGUCAAACUCCCUACCUCAAGGUUCUGCUUCUGAGGUGUGAUGACAAUGAGACCUACAAGUCUAAUUCCCGCAGGUUGCUGCGCGAGUGGAUCCGAGAAAACACUCCGUCACAUGACAGCAGCACCUCGAAAAGCAAACAGGAGAACCAUGACGCCUUUGAAUGGUUGAUUCUGCAUGUCGUGUUGCCCGACACUCCCGCUGCCGCUCAACCUCGCUGGAGCGGUUCUAGCAGUAGUUCCACGGGCUCCAUCGACAAGCCAAGCAGCUCUUCCCGAUGGCCGGGCCGUGGUUCCAGCACCAUCUUCGAGAAGAUCCGUUCCGAUUUCAAUGUUGUUAGCAAAUCCGAUCCGGACAGGGUUGCGCAGAUCCGUCUCCAGAAGUCAGACAUCCCUGCGCAUUUGAUGCCGCCAGGGCUUACAGCUCCUCCUGCCUCUCACACGGAGAGCCCUCAGGACAUCCUCAAUGCAUGGGGUGAUGCCAUUUCCAAAUUCAAGACUCUGAUACUUCUGUCCUUCGACCUACGUGUCACGCAGUACGAGGAAGACAUUAAGGAGAAAGAUUCGCAACGAAGCCUACCGGGAUGGAAUUUCUGCACCUUCUUUGUCUUGAAGGAAGGGCUGGCAAGAGGCUUUGAGAGCGUGGGCCUCGUUGAAGAUGCCUUAGUUGGCUAUGAUGAACUUUCUGUCGGCUUAGAUUCAAUUAUCCGGGAAGAGGCCGCUGGAGGUAUGACCGGGACCGGAAGUGCCUUUUUGGACUACUCAGAAGACCUGAAGCAGCAGUUUGUUGCUUCGCGACAAUCAUCGACGGAAGCACAGGUGGAAAGCUAUACCAAAGACCUUUUUGCGAAGCCCAUCAGUUCCUCAAGGAAAGACUAUCGAGGCCUCAUUCUUUCAAGCAACAUCUCUGUCUUUGACUUCCGUUGCUACAUUUUUGCACGGCAAAUGGUCCUUCUUUUGCGGUUAGGGAAUGCGCAUAUUACCAGAUCCGAAUUCUUGACCAAGCCCGCUUCCAGGCCAUCUACGGCAACUCAAGCUAAGAGAUCUACGGACGAUCUCUCUGUAGGCCUCAAAACCGGUGUAUUUGAUGAGCAAACCGAAGACCUCACAUCUCUAGCAGAGUUGUGUCGCCGUGCCAUGAGUUUCAUGACUAUUGUUGCUCACAUUUUGCGCCGAGACCUAGAACAGGGACUCGGCGAAGAUGUUAAAACUUAUCCCACAAGCAUGAUUGAUAAUUUCGUUUCAUCAUGGACUUAUGCGGUUGCUCAACAAGUGUUGGAUGCAACCAUUACAUCCACACUUCCCAUUGCGACAUUCGAAAAACCUCUAGGAACUACAACCUCAGCAAAGGCGCCCGCAGGUGGCCGGAAGCAUGAACUCAAGGUAAAUGUACCAGAUCAAAAGAACAAAGGUUCACUACCGCAGCGCGGGAGCUCGUUGCUGGAUCGCCGCGCAUCUGUACAAGAGCCGCCGUAUGCUCGUUCUUCAGGACAAGUUGUUUACGAGCACGGAAAAUCCAACAGUGCUAGUCAAAUGGUGCAGAAGGAUCCAACACAAUCUAGUACCAGCUUAAAAAAUGGCCAGUUGGAGCUUGCGGCGCAUCGGGCUGAACUUUAUCUCGUUCAGAGGAGAAUUGUCGAACGUAUCGGUAAAAAUCUCUAUUGGCUAGUCGGCUGGGCAUCUAUAGCCGCGCAGCAUGGCAAAGACAAUAACUUUACUGAGAUAUCUCUUGACGAUGAUGCGAAGCCGUCGGCGAAUGGAGAAGAAAACGGCGAAGAAGUAUCAAAAACAGACCUGACAGCUGGCGUAGGCGAAGCAGCACUUCGUGCUGCGUUUGCAACUUUCGAGGAUUUCAGGAACCUAUACGAGCAACUCAGUGAUCAAGCAGUCAAGCACUAUUUCGCUGCAAACCGCUCUAAGGCUGCGGAAAGCAUUUUGGGCGACUUAGCUGCCCUCAAAUUCGAAAUGGGCGAUUUCUCUGCCGCCGCGAGUUACUUCAGUCGCAUGGCUCCUCUAUACGCGCAAAACCGAUGGAACCUUGUUGAGAUUACGAUGUUGAAGAUGUAUGCACAGUGUCUUCAGAAUCUUAACCGGAAGGACGAAUAUGUGAGGGUAAUUCUUGACCUCCUGGCCAAGUCUGCAUCUCACCAGAUGUCAUCACGAUCGCUCAAAAUCAGGACACCCGGGGCAAAGAGCGGCGGAGCUUGGCUCGAUGAUGACCGGUUAGACACAACAGGUCUUCUUCGUGACCUGAUCAACUUCUCGGACGAACUACCACCUAAUUACGACGUCUCAGCCCCUAUGAACCGCUACUUCUUGGAUUUCCAUGUUGAACCCUAUAUUCAGCAUUACGAUGAUCAAGACGGCUUCCGGCUCAAACUCAGCUUUCGUCACAUUCUAGAAGACGACUUUACGGUUGACAAGGCCAAGGUACGCCUCCUGAGCACCACGAUUGGAGGAAGCAAGGACGUAUGGCUGGAGUCCAUAGAGAAAUUCGACGUCAAACAGGGCGUUAUUUCCACCUGGCUCCACUCAAAUGUUACAACGCUUGGUGGAUACGUGGUCGACAAGAUUGUCUUGGAAGCCAAGAAGAUUCAUUUCGUUCAUGAACAACCCAAGAAGGAAGAGACUCUGCCGGCACUAGGGAUCACUGUCCCUAACUCUGGCGCAAAUGCCAAAGUUGCGAGAAAGUUCCGUGUACUUUCGUACCCUCGUGCAGAAGCUUUCGACGCAAAGCUUAUUGUGGCGCGCACUAUCUACAUUGACAAGAUCAGAUCAUUGGAACUGGAAUGCCGCAGCCAUGGCAAUAACGUCUCUAAGAUUGAGGUUCACCUGAAAGCUGCAUCAGCGGGGUUGAGGUUACGCACUGGAGACGCUACGGUAAUUGAGGGUGAGACAACCAUUGCAGAUAGACCAAGCCCUGGUGUCUUAGAACUCUCACAAUUAUCACCUAAUAGCAUAUCGAGGAUCCAGGUCCCGUACGAGAUGGAGAUCGGUCUGCGUGAGCUCCAUAUUAAGCUCGAAAUCGUUUACCAUACCGAAAAAGGCAAACAUGAAUUCCGGUCGACCUCCGCGAUCAACGUGGAACUACCCUUAGACGUCAACGUUCACGACCAGUUUAUGGAGAACCUGCUUCUGUCCAGCUUCAAAGUCAGCACGUCCAACCAAAUCCCCCUGGACGUACUCAACAUACUACUGGAAGGCUCCCCAGCGUUCGACGUUCAUCCUACCCGGUUGUCAGGAAGUCGCAACCGGGUUGAGCCGGGAUAUGCGCCAGCCUUCGUGUACAAGAUUGCUAAGAAGGACGGUGCCAGCUUAGCCAAUCUUGCCGAUUCCAACCUGUCGCUCGUAGUGGACUACCGCUGUCUGGAUGAGCAUGUAUUUGAGAAGCUUGAGACAAACUUCUCGGAGGCUUUGAGCAAGAGUCCCUUUGCCAAAACGAUCAGACUCCUGCUUCCUAGGUUGUGGGAUCAUCUCAAAGAGAACAUGAUACCGGAGGAUUGGCACAUCGCCUCUUUCGCGAACGAGCUGCGCAUACCUUCUUAUGAGGAUGCAGGCUGGUUAGACACAGUGGAGAGCUUACCCAGUAGUAUCCGUGGCGAAUUGAGGGAGUGGCUGGGCCAAUGGCACAAGGACAACCCCACCAUCGACGUAACCCCCGUCGAAGACCGCGCUGCUGCUAUUGCCUCCCCUAUCUCACGCCGCAUCACCAUUACCGUCGCCGUGCCCCGCGUCCAGAUCUUGCAUACUGCGGUUCUCAAACUCGCCACUCGCAUAAAGCCGCCAGCCCUAAGCGCACCUAUCGCGGCCUUGGGCCAACCUCUCCACGCAACGCUCUCAAUCAAACACACGCGCAAAUGGGACGAUGCCGCGCAAUUGCAGCGGGCUGCAGCACUCGCAGACCCAGCAGACCCAGUCGACUUCGUGUACGAGCUAGACGCAGACCCGAAUGUGUGGCUGCUGGGCGGACAGCGGCGUGCGCAUUUUUCAGCGCGCGAGGAUGAGGUUAAAACGUUCCUCUUGACGCUGGUGCCGCUCAAAGAGGGCUACCCACGCUUCCUGCCCUCCGUAGUCGUUCGGCCCAUACCACCGCCACCACGGCCCAGAGACAGCACCGACUCCGCCUUGGACCGCCCGGAUAUUACGUCUGAGAUGGACUUUAUGAGCGCGCAUGGUCAUGUGCAGGUCGUGCCAGAUUGGCAGAGCGUGACGGUAGGGCUGGGCGCGUUUGGGGCCGAUGGCGGCAGUGAGGCCGUUCUGUUGGAGGCGGAGGAGAGGGAGGAGGAAAAGGAAAGGAAGAGGGCUGAAUUGAAGGAAACUGAGAAGAGGAUAGCGAAAGCGAGGAAAGAAGCGAAGGAGGAGAUGAAGGAGGAAGCGAAUGAAACGAAGGAAACGAAAGAGGAAACCAAGGAAGAAGCGAACGCUGCAGGUGUGGAGGAGAAGCAGGGGGAGGAGCCAGUGGAGCAAGAACCUGCCACUGGGGCCGAGAAGUCUUCUGGCGGCGAUGCCGUUGAGGAGGGUGCUGCUGUCGCGGAAGAAGCUACCGAGCCCGUCGCUGAAGAGAACGCUGGCGGAGAGGACGCUAGCUCAGACCAAGCCGGAGCAACGGAGGAAGCCCCAGCAGAGGAGCAGCAGCCCGCCGGCGACAACGAUGACGAUAGCGGCAACGCAGCCCAGGAAGCAGGUGGUGAUGGCGAGAAGGAGCAGAAGGAGACCGAAGAGUAGAGCAUAAUCCUGUUAGGGGCCGUGCCGCCAGGGCAGGCCGCACUUUUGUGUACACACUUGUCGUUUAAUUCUUGGAUAGUUCGAUGUCUCUGAUUUAGUUUUCUUGCUAGCUUUCUGGCGUUUCUUUCUUUUGUAUUGUGUAACGAUAAUAAGGUAUACAUAUAAUCACUGUGAAAGAGCGGACGAGGAAAUAAGUACGUACUAAUAUAGGAAAGAAUCUUGGAGAAGCAGGAAGAGAAGUAUAACAAAUAAUCAUUCAG